CGCGUCCCCAUGUUUACCUCGGAUUUCCAUGCAUUGCGUUUAACAUGCGUAAAAAGAUCUCGAUCUCCAGUCUGAUAUGGCUAGACGAUAUCUGAUUAGAAUAAUCCGUAAAAAGCGUGUUUUAUGUGUACUGUAACGUACGCAUGAUGAGAAAACGCAUACAUGAGAAAAGGAUCAAUUGUCUCUGCCGAUUCGGUGUCUUAACCUUAACUUGACUCGCUUCGCCGUCAUGUCGCGCUGUAAAUCGGAGUGAAGUUGUCGCCGUCAAAACUUUCUGAUUUUGCCAACGUAGCGCCGCGAUCUCAAAUCAAGAGUACGCGAGAUGCGAGUCACGGUAAGUCGCGGUCAAUCUUUUGUUAAUAAAACGAACGUUUCACGGAAUUCUUGCAAUCGGAAACUAUUAUUGGUCUUCAGUAUCGAAUUCCGUAGCAAUAGCAAUCUUUCACGCCCUCUCUGUAUUUUCGGACGAACCGUCUUGUCGCGUCGCGUUGUAGUUACCCCAGGUCCCCCCAGGUUCCCAUACAUGCGUUUCGCAUAAAAAGAUCUCCAGCUCCAGCCUGAUAUGGCUAGAUGAGCUCUGAUUGGAGUAGAGAUGCGUGAUGUUUGACGUGUGCUGUAACGCGCGUUAACGCGUGCAUAGAAAUCAAGGGUCAAUCGUCUCAAUUCGGCGUCUUAACCUUAGCUUGACUCGCGUCGUCGUGUUGCGCGGUAAAUCGGAGUGAAGUUGCCGCCGUCGAAACUUUCAUGUCGCCAACGGAACGCCAUCCGUCGCGGUGACGCAGCGCAGCGAAACGAUCUCGAAUCGCGACACAUUUAACCGGGAAACACGACCUGCGCAAUUAAUCUUCUAUUCAUUGCAUUUCAGCAAUUAGCGCGCGCGCAUGAGAUCGUGUUUGCCAUGGAGAUGCAGUCACGAAGGUUUCUUUAGAGGGAGAAGCUGGCCUAGAAGAACCAUUGAGGCGACCGUGGGGUGAGUAACCUAUUAUUUACUUGUUAAUGCCGCCGCGGUGACGCAGCGGAGCGAAACGGUCUCGAAUCGCGACACGUUUAAUCGGGAAACAAAGCCUGCACAAUUAACCCUGUAUUUAUUGUAUUUCAGCAAUUAGCGCACGCGCACGAGAUCGUGUUUUCGCGUGUGUAAGUGCAAGUGCCCUGGAAAAGCAGCCGCAAAGGUUCCUGAGAGAAUCGAGAUGCCGGCGGCCUGGAAGGAUCGUGAAACGACGGUGGGUAUCUUCAAUGUGAGGAGAAUGCGAGGCAUUGUAAAACGCGAAAAAGCUAGCUCAUAUGUGCAUAUCUUUUAUCGGCUUGUUUAAAAAUAAGGAUCAAUCGUCAUUAGUAUUACGUCUCUUCCGAGAAGUAUUAACGGUAGAAAAAUACGGUUAAGAACUCUCCAUAGCAGAAAUCUGGGUAACGGGAAUUUAUGAUUUUAUUUCGUAAGUAUCUUUCGUAAAUACAAGUAUCUUUCUCGGUACAAAAAAAAAAUAAGAGAAAAUAGAUGUUAAUCAUAUUUGAGCUUUUCGAUAGAUUCCUGUUUUCUUAAUUCCUUUUUGCAUAAUUAUUGGCAGUAUAUAUAUUUAUAUAGUAACAAGAGGCAAGCUGCUUUAUUACAUAAUUAUAUUUCUUUCACAAUUCUCGUCACACAGAUAUCGCAAAAUAACAUUUGAUUCUACCUUAAAAUUAUAUUUUAUUUGCAUGUUUUCUUUUCUCUUUCCAGCAAAAUAUUUCUUUUAUAUAAUCUUAGAUACUUUAAGACCAUUCUACAAUAGCGUAAACAUAAUAAUUAUGAUUGCAAACUAUUGUAAUGCGCAGUUAUUGGUCUAUUUCCUUCAGCACAAAGUAACUUUAAUCUCUUUGUCUUAUUUUUAGAAUUACAAAAGAAUAAAAAAGAAGUGAAAUCGAGAUUAAAGCUUAUUUAUAUUAUUGAUAGAAAUAGACAUACAACUGUGUCGUCUUACAUUUACGCUAUUGUAGAAUGGCUCUUACAAUGAGCUUGUUGCUGUUAAUAUACUAAGGGUUGAUUUAGCUGAAGAAUAGCCGUAACCGUAAGAAAUUGGCCAAUCAUAGUCGAUUAUUUUUCUAUAAAUCGACAAUAAUUGCUCAAUUUCUUACGGUUACGGCUAUUCUCAGCUAUUAUAAGCUAAACCUAACUAGAUUUUUUUAUUGUUAAAAUGCUCUGUAAAUUUCUCCGAGUGAUAUUCCACUGAAAAAAUGAAGUGAUCAUUAACUCAAAUUGGAAUGACUUUAAGUAAUUUUUCAUUCACAUGUGAAUUCUUCCACUCUGUGUCGUGAAGAGUAUUCUUUCACUCCGUAGAGUGAAAUGAAAGAGUGCGUUCAGCAGAAAAAACAGUUUUACGACUGUGGCAAGAGAUUCUUUAGUAUGAUUGUUUUAUACAUUCAGAUUCAGCAGGAAUUAAGGGCGAAAGUCAAUCGUAUUAAAGAAUCUUACAACAGUUUCUUUUUUUUUUUGCUGAACGCAGUCAAUAUUUUGCACUCGUUACAAAAUGAAUCUGAUAUGCUCGCGUCACAGUUAGAAACAGUGCAUCGCGUCAAGAAAAAAAGAAGAUCGCUCGACAGGAGCGAUCGCAGUUGUAUUUAGUAGCAUUUGGUCGCGCUGAACGUCUCGUCGUCGUCAGUCGUCUUCAUCACAAGUGAAAAAUACAUAUUAAUAAAAAAUAAAAAUAAGAAAAAAGAAAAAACUUUAUAAAAUUAAAUAUGGAUAAUGGAAGUCGGAUACUGGACAUAUUUAACAAAAUGCAAAACUUUCCUCCAUUAAAUGCCACAGGAAAUAACAUUGGCAGAACUUGGUGUACAUGGAAACAGAAAUUUUUGUCUUUUCUACAGAAAGAAGAUCCCAAAGAAUUAUAUAAAAAUCAAUGGACAAUUAUAUUGUUAAUGUUGAUUGGACCUCUUGGAGAAGAAGCAUAUAAGAAUCUUCCUCAAACACAAGAUAAAAUUCAGACAAAAGAUCUGAAAGUAGUUUUACGUGAGUUGGAUAUACAUUUCAUUUUUGGAGUUAGAUUGAAGCAGAUUAAUGAAAGCAUUGAGAAAUAUAUUGAUAGCUUAAUGCUUGUUGCUAUUGCAAGCAAUCAUAGUGAUCCUGUGAGCAUUGUGAAGGAGAAAAUCAUAGAAGAUAUUAAAAAUUACAACUUUACGGAUAAAGCUAAGGUUCUUGUACGAUCCAAGGGAGAAGAUCUAGUAUCGUACUUACAAUCGUUGGAUCUUAAUAAAAUUACCCUAUUUUGGAAACAAUGUGAGAAACUUAUGUCGCCGAAGAAUCACGAGGAAGUACAAAGACAGUCCACUUCUACUUCACAACCCGAAAUCGAAUGCAUUCGUUGCGGUACCUGUCAUAGCAGAAAUCGUUGUCCUGCUCAUGGACUUCGAUGUGACAAUUGUAAAGGAUACAAUCACUUUACGGAUUAUUGUAAGGUAAAAUUCGUAUCCAAUUGUACUAAGUGUGGAACGCAUCACGUUCAGUCACGCUGUCUCGCUUUUGGCGAAUUGUGCGCAAAUUGUGGCAAGAUGAACCAUUUCUCGUGGUUGUGUCAAGUUCCCGUUAUAAACGAUUGCCUUAGAUGUGGUAGGGAUCAUGCUAUAUCCAUGUGUCCAGCACAAGGCCACGUAUGCUCUCGAUGUAAAAAACCAAAUCAUUUCAAGGAAAAAUGUUUGAGCAAAUGAAUGAGGAACGAGAGUGAUACGUGGUAUAAGUACUCUUUUAAAGACUUUAAAGGGUGACAGCACCCAGGCUAAACUCUAUGUUGAACUCAAUAAUUUUUCCAAUCUUUUAGGGGAUGUUUCUUUUUAAAUAAAAAUCAAAUUUUUUAAAAUAAUUUUUUUAUUGAUCAAAUAUGCAUUAAAGUUUAUUUUACUCUAUUUUGUAGGCAAUAUAAUGUAUAGCUUACAUUUCAUAAUUUGAAAAAAAAAUUUGUGAGCAAGCAUAUUACGUUCAGAUGAUUGAUAUAAAAAAACUAUUGUUCAUAUAAUAACAAAAAUAAUCUAAGUGUUGUUACUAAGUACUAAGUACAUUAAUUUUUUUAAUUUGGUUUAAUGAUAAUUGUUUUUCUUUUCUUCAAUAAUAUUACUUGUAAUAAUUAUCUAUAAUGUUAUGCUGUAUAUGGUUUUUAUGGUUUAUAAAUGUAUGAUUUUUACAAAUGAUUAAUGAUAUUUGAUUAAUGUAAACAUGUGAAAGAAUUUUUUGAAAUAAAUUUGAUACUUUAUUAAAAUUU
Solenopsis invicta (red fire ant) is the source of this 4226-nucleotide messenger RNA. RefSeq names its product PRKC apoptosis WT1 regulator protein. The transcript has 6 exons. NCBI's taxonomy places the organism in Eukaryota, Metazoa, Arthropoda, Insecta, Hymenoptera, Formicidae. Gene Ontology annotation, molecular function: nucleic acid binding; zinc ion binding. Gene Ontology annotation, biological process: apoptotic process; positive regulation of apoptotic process. Gene Ontology annotation, cellular component: cytoplasm. Bases 2713 to 3678 code for a protein of 321 amino acids. The record is from RefSeq and is a predicted model, not a curated record.